CUCGUUUGAACAUCUGGAGGGCGCCAUGGGCCGCUACUGUAUCCGCGUGACCACAGGGGCCUGGGUCUACUCGGGAUCGUACAACCGUGUGCGGCUGUGGCUGGUUGGGGCCCACAGGGAGGCAGAGCUGGAGCUGCAGCUGCGGCCCACACGAGGCCAGGAAGAGAAAUUUUACCUGGACACCCCCCAGGACUUGGGGCCACUGCAAUUUGUGAAACUGCACAAAGAGCAUGUACUAGUGGACGAUGCGUGGUUCUGCGACCAAAUCACUGUGCAGGGCCCCGGAGCCUGCGCAGAAGAAGUGGCCUUCCCGUGCUACCGCUGGGUUCAAGGCAAGGGCGUCUUGAGCCUGCCAGAGGGUACGGCCCGGCUGGCAGGAGACAACGCUUUGGAUGUCUUCCAGAAGCAUCGAGAGAAGGAACUGAAGGAAAGACAGCAGAUCUACCGCUGGGCCACCUGGAAGGAAGGGUUACCCAAGACAAUAGCUGCAGACUGUAAGGAGGAACUACCUCCAAAUAUGAGAUUCCACGAGGAGAAGAGGCGGGACUUUGAAUGGUCACUGAAGGCAGGGGCUCUGGAGACCAUCCUCAAACGUGUUUACACCCUCCUGAGCUGCUGGAACCGCCUAGAAGACUUUGAUCAAAUCUUCUGGGGCCAAAAGAGUGCUCUAGCUGAGAAGGUUCAUCAGCGCUGGCAGGAUGAUGAGCUUUUUGGUUACCAGUUCCUCAAUGGCGCCAACCCCAUGCUGUUGAGACGUUCCACCUCUCUGCCCUCCAGGCUGGUGUUGCCCUCUGGGACAGAAGAGCUUCGAGCUCAGCUGGAGAAAGAACUCCAGAAUGGUUCCCUGUUUGAGGUAGACUUUAUUCUGCUGGAUGGAAUUCCAGCCAAUGUGAUCCAGGGAGAAAAGCAGUACCUAGCUGCCCCCCUUGUCAUGCUGAAGCUGGAUUCUAAUGGAAAGCUGCUGCCCAUGGUCAUCCAGAUUCAGCCUCCUAGUCCCAGCACCCCAACCCCAACACUGUUCCUGCCCUCAGAUCCUCCACUUGCCUGGCUCCUAGCCAAGUCCUGGGUCCGUAAUUCAGAUUUCCAACUGCAGGAGCUCCAAUUUCAUUUGCUGAAUACUCAUCUAGUGGCUGAGGUGAUUGCUGUUGCCACCAUGAGGUGCCUCCCAGGACUCCACCCUAUAUUCAAGCUUCUGAUUCCCCAUGUCCGAUACACUAUGGAAAUCAACACCAGGAGCCGUACCCAACUUAUCUCAAAUGGAGGAAUAUUUGAUAAGGCAGUGAACACAGGUGGAGGGGGCCAUGUGCAGCUGCUUGGCCGGGCACUGGCUCAGCUUACCUAUGGCUCCCUCUGUCCUCCUGAUGACCUGGCUGCCCGGGGCCUGUUGGGAAUCCCAAGUGCUCUGUAUGCCCAGGAUGCUUUACGAAUAUGGGAAAUCAUUGCCCGGUAUGUGGAAGGCAUCGUCCAUCUCUUCUACCAGAGGGAUGACAUUGUGAGAGGGGACCCUGAGCUGCAGGCCUGGUGUCGGGAGAUCACUGAGGUGGGGCUGUGCCAGGCUCAGGACCGAGGUUUCCCUAUCUCCAUCCAGUCCCAGGCUCAACUCUGCCAUUUCCUUACUAUGUGUGUCUUCACAUGCACUGCUCAGCAUACAGCCAUCAACAAGGGCCAGCUGGACUGGUAUGCCUGGGUCCCUAAUGCACCUUGUACAAUGAGGAUGCCCCCACCUACCACCAAGGAGGAUGUGACAAUGGCCACGUUGAUGAGGUCACUACCUGAUAUCCAGAAGUCCUGUCUUCAAAUGACCAUCACAUGGCAUCUGGGUCGUCACCAGCCAGACAUGGUGCCGCUGGGACAUCACAAAGAAAAAUAUUUCUCAAGCCCCAAGGCCAAAGCUGUGCUAAGCCAGUUCCAUGCAGAUCUGGAAAACUUGGAAAAUGAGAUUACAGUCCGGAAUGAACAACUUGAAUUGCCUUAUGAAUAUCUGAAGCCCAGCCUCAUAGAGAACAGUAUCACAAUCUGAGACCUAGCAUGACCCCACCUGGAUUCCACAGCAACUUCAGGACAUUUCCAUCUUGAUUUCAUGCUUUUCCAAGUCUCUACUACUAAGGCUCUAAUUCUCUCCCAAUUAAACUCUCUUAUAUCAGUAAUUCUACUCACCC
Dipodomys ordii (Ord's kangaroo rat) is the source of this 2159-nucleotide messenger RNA. It is a transcript of the gene Alox12, whose product is annotated as arachidonate 12-lipoxygenase. The transcript is spliced from 14 exons. Gene Ontology annotation, biological process: linoleic acid metabolic process; lipid oxidation. Gene Ontology annotation, molecular function: arachidonate 12(S)-lipoxygenase activity; protein binding; arachidonate 15-lipoxygenase activity. Gene Ontology annotation, cellular component: sarcolemma; cytosol. The coding region runs from base 26 to 2020 and encodes 664 amino acids. NCBI's taxonomy places the organism in Eukaryota, Metazoa, Chordata, Mammalia, Rodentia, Heteromyidae. The record is from RefSeq and is a predicted model, not a curated record.